AUGUCCAAAUCCAAGCAAAAACGAGCUAAACGCCUUGGUUUUUUGGGGAAAUAUAAGAAUAAAGAUGGGAAAACUGCGGAUGCUCACAAGGGGGCAAAUUCUAAAGAACAGUCAUCUGUGCAACAUGGCAAGGACAGAAAGGCAGAAGAAAUCAGAAAGCAAAGGCUUCAAGAGUUCCAAGAAAAGCAGAAGAUCUCCAGAGAACAACAGCUGAUGAAGAGGAGGAACUUGCAAAGCUUUCAAAAUGACAUCCUACAGAGGCAAAGAGAGUUUGAGCAGCGGGAAACAGAGAUACAGAGUUUGGAAAAGCAUGCGCACUUUGAAAAUGAGAAUUCAAGAAAGGCAUACUACAGAGAAUUUAAAAAGGUAGUAGAGGCUGCAGAUGUAAUCUUAGAAGUUCUGGAUGCACGUGACCCACUGGGUUGCAGAUGCCCUCAGGUUGAGCAGGCAGUAAUUCAAAGUGGGACCAACAAAAAGAUUGUUUUGGUGCUAAAUAAAAUUGAUUUAGUGGCAAAGGAAAUUGUGGAGAAGUGGAUUAAGUAUCUGCGGAAUGAGUUUCCCACAGUGGCUUUCAAGGCAUCUACUCAGCAGCAGUCCAAAAACUUGAAACGCAGCAAUGUAUCAGUGACUCAAGCCAGCACAGAGCUCCUAAGCAGCAGUGCUUGUAUUGGGGCAGACUGCUUGAUGAAGCUACUCGGUAACUACUGCCGCAACCUUGACAUAAAGACGGCCAUCACUGUAGGUGUUGUAGGUUUUCCCAAUGUUGGAAAGAGCAGUUUGAUCAACAGUUUAAAACGUGCAAGAGCAUGUAAUGUUGGGGCGACUCCUGGUGUCACCAAGUGCCUUCAAGAAGUUCACUUGGACAAACACAUUAAACUUCUUGAUUGUCCUGGCAUUGUUAUGGCAACGUCAACAACUGAUGCUGCAAUGAUUCUCCGUAAUUGUGUGAAAAUUGAACAGCUUGUUGAUCCACUUCCACCUGUUGAAGCCAUCCUCCGACGGUGCAACAAGGCACAGAUACUCCAGCACUACGGCAUACCUGACUUUCACACCGCUCUGGAGUUCUUGGCAUUGCUUGCGCGGCGCCAAGGCAAAUUAAAAAAGGGUGGGCUGCCUGACACUGACAAAGCAGCAAAAAGCGUAUUAAUGGACUGGACAGGGGGAAGAAUCACCUAUUUCACACACCCUCCUGAGACGCACACGCUUCCUACGCAUGUCAGCGCCGAGAUUGUAACAGAGAUGGGUAAAGCAUUUGACUGGGAUGAACUUGAAAAAGGAAAUCAGGAAGUUCUUGCAGAUUCAUCUAUUUCUGAUGUUCAAAUGGGAUUCUGCAUCGAAACCAUGGGAAUGACGAAUGGUAACCAGGCUCAAACACUUUCUAUCCAAGAAAUGGAAGAGUCUGUGUGGGAGUCAGACUUUAAAAAUGCAACUGAAUCCAUGGAGGAUGAUCAGGAUCCAGAGUUUGGACCAAUGACUGUGGAGAUAAAAUCUCAGAAGUUGAAGAGUAGCUUGCCUGAAACUGAUCUUGCUCGUAAGGCUCCAGAUUUGAAGGACAUUUUAAAUGUAGAUCCGUUACAACAAGGUCAGGCACUGCUGGCUGCUGGCAAAAAGCGGAAGAAGCAACAGAAAAGAGCUGACAAACUUGCUACCAAACUCUCAGACACUCUCAUAUCUGCAAUGGAUUUCUCAUUUUGUGACAGCUGA
Nerophis lumbriciformis (worm pipefish) is the source of this 1704-nucleotide messenger RNA. NCBI's taxonomy places the organism in Eukaryota, Metazoa, Chordata, Actinopteri, Syngnathiformes, Syngnathidae. The record is from RefSeq and is a predicted model, not a curated record.